UGUCUGCGGGGUUUUCUACUCAGAACAGUUUCGGUCGUGAACGCAGACUCAUCUGCCUAAGGAAACGUUAAUCGCCGAGUCUCUAUAACGUUGAAAUUUAAUAACUCAACUGUGGAUUAAUAAGCUCAAAGCCCAAGAGCAGUGUUUGUGUGUGUGUGUGCGUGAAAAAAAGGAGUGUACAGUUAAGGAUAAUGAAUAAGAUUUGAAAAAAAAAGAACAAAACAAAAGCUCGUUGGUUUGGGGAAAGUGCCAUCUUCGAUAAUUCCAAGUUAAAAAUCAAAGACAAUACAACCCUACAAAAAUGGUCGAUACGGAAAUAGUCAUUACCAAUCCGACUGAGCCGGGCGCUAAGGCCAGUUUGAUUGUUGUCUCCAAUCGCUUGCCCUUUGUUUUGGUGCGAAAUGCCGCAACCGGAAAUCUGGAACGUAAAGCCAGUGCUGGAGGUUUGGUAACCGCUGUUUGUCCCGUCGUCAUACGAGGCCAUGGAUUAUGGGUUGGCUGGUCCGGUAUACAUUUAGAGGAUCCAAAUGAACCAAUUCCAGAGUCGAUACCCUCCGAUCAGACACCAACGGCUGGAUUGAAAUCUGAACAGGUGGUCUCCGUUAACAUCGAUCCCAAAAUCUUCGACAGUUACUACAAUGGUUGUUGCAAUAAGAUCUUCUGGCCUUUAUUCCAUUCAAUGCCUGGCAGAGCUACAUUUGGAGCCGACCAUUGGAAUGAUUACAUUACUGUGAAUAAACAUUUUGCCACUCGCACAAUUGAAGCUUUAGAAAAACGUCUGGCCAAGAAUAAUGGCCAUGACAAGAAUCCUCCGAUUGUCUGGAUUCAUGACUACCAUCUAAUGUUGGCUGCAAACUGGGUACGCGAACAGGCUGAAGAGAAAAAACUGCCUUGCCGUUUGGCCUUCUUUCUCCAUAUUCCCUUCCCACCAUGGGAUAUUUUCCGUUUGUUCCCCUGGUCCGAUGAAAUUCUGCAAGGCAUGUUGGGUUGUGAUCUUGUGGGCUUCCACAUACAGGAUUAUUGUCUGAACUUUGUCGAUUGUUGUCAACGUAACUUGGGCUGUCGUGUGGAUCGUAAUAAUCUUCUAGUGGAACAUGGUGGACGUACGGUACGCGUACGUCCUUUACCCAUUGGAAUACCCUAUGAACGUUUUGUGAAUUUGGCUCAGGAGGCCCCAAAUGUUUUGAAAGUGACUGAGCAGCAGCAGACAAUUCUUGGUGUAGAUCGUUUGGAUUACACCAAGGGUCUGGUGCACCGUUUAAUGGCAUUUGAGGUGCUCUUGGAAAAAUAUCCGCAACACAAGGAAAAAGUGUCACUACUACAGAUUUCGGUACCCUCACGAACUGAUGUCAAAGAGUAUCGCGAAUUAAAGGAAGAAGUAGAUCAACUGGUGGGACGCAUUAAUGGCCGUUUCACCACUGCCAACUGGGCUCCAAUUCGUUACAUCUAUGACUAUGUGGCGCAGGAUGAACUGGCCGCUUUGUACCGUGAUGCUGCGGUAUGUUUGGUUACACCCCUAAGAGAUGGCAUGAAUUUAGUGGCUAAGGAAUUUGUUGCCUGUCAAAUCAAUCCAGUACCAGGUGUUCUUAUAAUUUCUCCCUUUGCCGGAGCCGGAGAAAUGAUGCACGAGGCCUUGCUUAGCAAUCCCUAUGAAGUCCAUCAGGCAGCCGAAGUCAUACACAGAGCCUUAACAAUGCCCGAAGAUGAAAGAAUACUUCGCAUGAGUCGUUUGAGAAGACGAGAGUCGGAGUGUGAUGUUAGUCAUUGGAUGCGUUGUUUCCUUAAGGCAAUGGGAUCCAUUGAAAUGGAUGAUGUUGGCACAACAACAAUGCAACCAGUAACGGUUGAUGAUUUCGAUGAUUAUUUGCUCAAAUACAUUGGCUACAAUCACAAACUGGCCCUGUUAUUGGAUUACGAUGGUACUUUGGCACCCAUUGCACCUCAUCCAGAUCUGGCAACUUUGUCACCGGAAAUCAAAAAUGUUCUCUUCAAACUAUCAAAUCACUCGGAUGUCUAUGUGGCCAUCAUUUCGGGUCGUAAUGUCGAUAAUGUUAAGAAAAUGGUUGGCAUCGAAGGCAUUACCUAUGCUGGUAAUCAUGGCCUGGAAAUUUUACAUCCCGAUGGCAGCAAAUUUGUGCAUCCCAUGCCCAUUGCAUUUGAAAAAAAAGUCAGUCAAUUACUAAAGUCUCUACAGGAUACGGUAUGCCGAGAUGGCGCUUGGGUGGAAAACAAAGGUCCCUUAUUGACAUUCCAUUAUCGUGAGACUCCAAACCAUCUUCGCCCAGCCAUGAUAGAAAAAGCACGUACCCUUAUGUUAAAAUACGGUUUCAGAGCCACUGAAGCCCACUGUGCUUUGGAAGCUCGUCCGCCUGUGCAAUGGAAUAAGGGACGCGCCUCCAUCUAUAUACUGCGCACAUCAUUCGGUGUGGACUGGAGUGAACGCAUCAAAAUUAUUUAUGUGGGCGAUGAUUUGACCGAUGAAGAUGCCAUGGUUGCUCUCAAGGGUAUGGCCCGUACCUUCCGUGUAACCUCCUCCGACAUAGUGAAAACAGCUGCCGAUCAUCGUUUGCCCUCCACAGAUUCCGUGUACACCAUGUUGAAAUGGGUGGAACGUCACUUUAUGGGGCGCAAAGCUCGGGCAAACUCACUUACAUACCGCAACCCUCGCAUAGAUGGUGUACGCACACAGAUGUCUCUGGAGAUUGCCUCCAACUCGAAUAAUCUCGACGUUGAGCAUGUCUAAAGCACAGCACCAAAUAAGCAGCUUAUGAAAUAAGUAUUCAUUUCAAGGAUGAAUAAUGCCUAGAUUUGUACCUUAAUCUACUCGCCUUAUAAUGUUAACCGAUUAUUAUUUGCUUGUAUUACGCGAAAAGUUUUUCACUUUGCAUGAUUCUUGUUUUUAAGAAUAAGAGAAACCAAAAAACCUUCUUAAAUGAAAAUACAAAACAAAAUAAACCUCCUAAGAUUUGUAAUAAA
Messenger RNA from Stomoxys calcitrans (stable fly), 2976 nucleotides. RefSeq lists its product as uncharacterized. Gene Ontology annotation, molecular function: catalytic activity. Lineage: Eukaryota; Metazoa; Arthropoda; Insecta; Diptera; Muscidae. The coding region runs from base 302 to 2743 and encodes 813 amino acids. The transcript has 5 exons. Gene Ontology annotation, cellular component: alpha,alpha-trehalose-phosphate synthase complex (UDP-forming); cytosol. Gene Ontology annotation, biological process: trehalose biosynthetic process. The record is from RefSeq and is a predicted model, not a curated record.